UACAGAUCGCGCCACAGUGAAACAUCUAGGCUUAAAGCUGGGUUGAAAUACAAAACACAAAUUUUCGGCUCAGCGCUGUUUAACAAUUGACAUCUUUAAACAGAACGACAACAGUGGUGAAGGAGCUUUUUAUGUUCGCCGAGGCGAGUUUUGGACACUGGCGUUAACUUCACGCAAUGGAAACUACUUUCUACGAUGACACUCUAAACAGCGCUUUCUCCCAGCAUGACAGCGCUACUUUUGGAUACAACCACAAGGCACUGAAACACAGCAUGACGCUGAAUCUGACCGACCCAGCCGGCAACCUGAAGCCCCACCUGAGAGCCAAAGCCAGCGACAUCCUGACCUCGCCCGAUGUGGGACUGCUCAAGCUGGCUUCUCCGGAGUUGGAAAGGCUUAUUAUCCAGUCCAGUAACGGCAUGAUAACCACAACGCCGACUCCGACUCAGUUUCUCUGUCCUAAGAAUGUGACGGAUGAGCAGGAGGGUUUCGCGGAAGGGUUCGUGAGGGCACUGGCCGAGCUGCAUCACCAACACAUGCCCAGCGUCACCUCCGCUCCCCAGACGACCAUCAACAACACCAUGGCGCCCGCCUCGUCUAUGGCAAGUGGUGCGGUUUACAGCGCAGCCAUGCGCUCGGAUCCCCCUGUGUAUGCGGACCUGAACACUUUUAACCCUGCUAACACCAGUGCGCCCUCGGCGACACCGAGUUUCAGCACCGCCAACCCCGCUGUGAGCUACACGACAGCACCGCAACAGCACACGAUGAGCACGCAACUGCCCGUCCAGCACCCGAGACUUCAGGCGCUGAAAGAGGAACCCCAGACGGUGCCGGAGAUGCCCGGAGAGACCCCUCCUCUCUCUCCCAUCAACAUGGAGAGCCAGGAGCGGAUUAAAGCCGAGAGAAAGCGCAUGAGGAACCGGAUCGCCGCUUCCAAAUGCCGGAAGAGGAAACUUGAGAGGAUCUCCCGGCUGGAGGACAAAGUCAAGAACCUGAAGUCGCAGAACUCGGAGCUGGCAUCUACCGCCAACAUGCUGCGCGAACAAGUGGCACAGCUCAAGCAGAAAGUCAUGAACCACGUCAACAGCGGCUGCCAACUUAUGUUGACACAGCAGCUGCAGACGUUCUGAGAAGAACGAAAAUACUUUCGAGUUUAACUUAAAUAGAAGCAAAGGACAAACUUCUUGGGCUUCAAGCAAGCAUGACUGCUGCCAUUGGCCCACUGGGACCGGGACUGUCCGGCCGAGCGCCUUGCGCUUUGGUGCGUAAAAGGAUGUUCUGACUGGACUUUUGGGGAGUACAAAACUUCACAAACUCGGUCUAAUAGAGACAGAGGGCAUGAGACUCACUCUGUUACAUCUUUUACUUUCUGAUGAGAAAAGAGACUUAACAUUGUUCAAUUUGACCAGAUGGUGCAUGGACCUAUGCUUAACGGAGCACUCAGUAUUAUGGAAGAAUAGAGGGGACAUGAGUAUAAUACAAUAAUAAGGAUAUAAAUGUCUGGCGCACCAAGCGGGAAGUCUGUCCUCUAAACAUUUGAUAAAGCUGCCAGACUUCUGAGUUACAUUGCACGUUUUGUGCUUAAACUGAAUGAAAUUGACUUUUUCUUUGAGUUAGUCAAACUUCAGCUGUUGCCUUUUUUUUUUAAGUCCAUUAAUGAGGUUUCACUCAUUGUUAUUUGUAAAUAAGAUCAACCAUGCAGGAGUACUUAGGUUUACCAUUUGUAAGUAAAGUACAAUAUCAUUUU
This is a messenger RNA of Triplophysa rosa, 1747 nucleotides long. It is a transcript of the gene jun, whose product is annotated as Jun proto-oncogene, AP-1 transcription factor subunit. Bases 177 to 1130 code for a protein of 317 amino acids. NCBI's taxonomy places the organism in Eukaryota, Metazoa, Chordata, Actinopteri, Cypriniformes, Nemacheilidae. The record is from RefSeq and is a predicted model, not a curated record. The transcript has 2 exons. Gene Ontology annotation, molecular function: RNA polymerase II cis-regulatory region sequence-specific DNA binding; transcription factor binding; DNA-binding transcription factor activity, RNA polymerase II-specific. Gene Ontology annotation, cellular component: transcription regulator complex. Gene Ontology annotation, biological process: regulation of cell population proliferation; regulation of transcription by RNA polymerase II; regulation of cell cycle.